Molecule: messenger RNA, 402 nt
Organism: Epithele typhae
Lineage: Eukaryota; Fungi; Basidiomycota; Agaricomycetes; Polyporales; Epitheliaceae
Product: NADH2 dehydrogenase
Exons: 2
Coding region: 1-402 (133 amino acids)
Biological process (GO): respiratory electron transport chain
Source: RefSeq, a predicted model, not a curated record
AUGUUCCGCUGCACCCGCACCCUCCUCACUGCAGUCGCCAAGCGGUCGACGGGCAUUACCGGACUUCAAGUGUCCGCCAACCCGCUCCCCGAGCUCAAGAAGACGUAUGAGGACACCCUCCAGGCGCUCUCAGCCAUCCCGCAAGCCUCCGUCUACCGGCAAGCCGCCGAGGCCCUGACGCAGCACAAGCUCAAAGUCCUGGAGCGCGCCAACGGGGAUGUGCACGCGGCGGAGAAGGAGCUGAACGAGGGGCAGAUCGAGGAGUCCAUGGACAUUGCGCAGGACGAGCUGUCCGUUGCGACCAAGAUGCUUGAGUGGAAAGCUUGGGAGCCACUGGAAGAGAAGCCGGAGCCCGGACAGUGGACGUACUUUGGGAAGGAGGCCACCGCGUCGACACCAUAA